Messenger RNA from Daphnia carinata, 8221 nucleotides. It is a transcript of the gene N, whose product is annotated as neurogenic locus Notch protein-like. Gene Ontology annotation, cellular component: membrane. The record is from RefSeq and is a predicted model, not a curated record. Lineage: Eukaryota; Metazoa; Arthropoda; Branchiopoda; Diplostraca; Daphniidae. Gene Ontology annotation, biological process: regulation of developmental process; multicellular organism development; cell differentiation. Gene Ontology annotation, molecular function: protein binding; calcium ion binding. Bases 282 to 7973 code for a protein of 2563 amino acids. The transcript is spliced from 14 exons.
UUGAACGGGAAGGAUGUUUCGUUUGGCUGCUGUUUGAAUUCUUUGAUUUUAUUUGUGUUUGCAGCGUCACUUUUUUUUAAAUCAAUCCAUUUCUCCGUGUGUGUGUGUGUGUGUGAAACUGAACAGAAAAGGUGCCCGUACAAAACAAACUGUCGCCAUGUGGUUGGAAGUUUUGUGAGCUAUUUGGAUUUUGAUAUUCUACAUACAGAGAAGAAAGCAAAGAACGCUACGGUGUUGGUGUGUGUGUGUGUGCGUCCCUGUUUUUGUUGCUGCCAUUAAAAAUGGGGACCGACCACAGUGGAUUACUGAUGCUGUUGGGCAUUUUACUCUUUUUCUCGGCUUCAGUCCAAGGAUUCGUUUCGUGUUCGCCUAACCCUUGCAAGAAUGGAGCGUCGUGCGUCUCAAACCCGCGCGGCGAGUCUUACUGCAGUUGUCCUCCACAGUACGUAGGCGAGUACUGCCAAUUCGCCAAUCCCUGCCAUACAGGACCAGGACCUCGGUGCCAAAAUGGCGGCACUUGCGCCGUCAAGAUGUCGACUAAUGCUGUGCCCAGCUUCUCUUGUUCGUGCCCUUUGGGUUAUUCGGCCUCGCUGUGUGAGAUUCCGGUGCCCAACGCCUGCGACACGGGACCUUGCCAACACGGCGGAACAUGUCUACUCCGCACGCUGGAUAAUUACACUUGCGCCUGCCCAUCCGGCUUCCGAGGUGCCAAGUGCGAAGCGGUCGACCACUGCGCACUCCAUCCGUGCAAGAACGGCGCCCAGUGCACAUCUUUGUCGGAUUCGUACCGUUGCACCUGCGCCCCAGGAUUCACCGGAGCAACUUGCGCCGUGGACAUCGACGAAUGUAAACGCAACCCGUGCGUUCACGGACGUUGUGUCAACACGCACGGAUCAUACAAAUGCAACUGCCACACGGGUUUUACGGGCCAGAAUUGCGAAAAUCAGUACGUGCCUUGCAGUCCAUCUCCGUGCCAAAAUGGCGGUGUUUGCAAAGCCAUCGAUUCUCUCAACUACGAAUGCCAUUGUCCGCCUGGUUUCACUGGUGUGAAUUGUCAAGAAAAUGUCAACGACUGCCCGGGUCACUUGUGUCAAAAUGGCGCUACUUGCGUCGAUGGCGUCAAUUCGUACACGUGCCAAUGUCCACCAUCUUUUACCGGCCCUUAUUGCAGUAACGACGUUGAUGAAUGUGCCCUAAGACCAAGCGUGUGCAAAAAUGGUGCCACGUGUACCAACACCAUCGGCGGAUUCUCUUGCAUUUGCGUCAACGGAUGGACCGGAUCCGACUGUUCGGAAAAUAUCGACGAUUGCGCCGGUGCCGCUUGCUUCAAUGGCGCCACUUGUCACGACCGCGUCGGCAGCUUCUUUUGCCAAUGCGCUCCAGGUAAAACCGGAUUGCUUUGUCAUUUGGACGAUGCCUGUGCUUCGAAUCCGUGUCACGCCGGAGCGAUCUGCGAUACAAGUCCCAUUGAUGGCACUUACAUGUGCUCAUGCCCCAACGGAUACAAAGGAGUCGACUGUACCGAAGACAUCGACGAAUGCGAAGCCGGUUCUCCCUGCGAACACGACGGACUUUGCGUCAAUACUCCAGGAUCGUUCCGCUGUAGUUGCACUCGUGGUUUUACCGGCCCCCGAUGCGAAAUUAACAUCAAUGAAUGCGACUCGAAUCCUUGCCAAAAUGACGGAACUUGCCUCGAUGAACGUGGAGCCUUCCGCUGUGUCUGCAUGCCAGGCUACACUGGAGUCCAUUGCGAAGUUGACAUCGACGAGUGCGCCUCAAACCCUUGCAUCAAUGGCGGUAUCUGUACUGAUAUGAUCAAUGGCUACAAAUGUGUCUGUCCGCCUGGCUUCUCUGGAAAGAAAUGCCACAUCAACAUCGACGAUUGUGUCAGCGCUCCCUGUCAAAACGGUGGCGUCUGCCGCGAUUCUGUUGCUGGAUACACAUGCGACUGCCCCCAAGGAUUCACUGGAUUGAAUUGCGAAGUCAACAUCAACGAUUGCCAGAGUUCCCCUUGUCAUCACGGAGACUGUGUCGAUGGUGUCAAUUCGUUCACUUGCCAAUGCCAUCCUGGAUAUAACGGACUGUUAUGUCAGACGCAAAUCAAUGAAUGCGAAUCGAAUCCUUGCCAGUUUGGUGGACAUUGCGAAGAUCUUAUCAGCGGCUAUCAGUGCCGCUGUCAACCUGGAACUUCCGGUCGCAAUUGCGAGUACAACGUCAAUGAAUGUUUCAGCAAUCCGUGCCGCAAUGGAGCCACAUGUAUUGAUGGUAUCAAUCGCUACACUUGCGAUUGUGUUCCAGGGUUCACCGGCCAGCAUUGCGAGACAAACAUCAACGAAUGCGCCAGCAAUCCCUGUUCCAACGGAGGCAAAUGCACGGACUUGGUCAACGGAUUCAAAUGCGACUGUCCUCGUGGUUAUUUCGACGCCCGCUGCUUGAGCGAUGUCAACGAAUGCGAAUCCAAUCCGUGUAUGAACGGUGGCAGUUGCGAAGAUGGUGUUAGCCAAUUUAUUUGUAAUUGCCCCAAAGGCUACGGAGGUAGAAGGUGUGAACUCAACAUUGACGAAUGCCAGUCUAAUCCUUGCCAACACGGAGGCACUUGCCGUGACGCCCUCAACAACUACACUUGUACAUGCACCAAAGGUUACAGCGGUCGUAAUUGCGAGCUCAAUGUUGAUGAUUGUGCCUCGACGCCAUGUCGUCAUGGAGGUUCGUGCAUCGAUCUGGUGCAUGACUAUCAGUGCGUGUGCGAUCUACCGUACACUGGCCGUAACUGCGACGCGGAAUUGGACCCGUGCGCACCCAACAAGUGUCGCAAUGGAGCCAAAUGCACUCCGUCUAGCAAUUAUCUGGAUUUCGCCUGUACUUGCGAACUAGGCUACACUGGUCGUUUGUGCGAUGAAGACAUUGACGAAUGCGCUAUUUCUUCACCGUGUCGCAACGGGGCCACAUGCCAAAACACCAACGGAUCUUACGUCUGCCUCUGUGCCAAAGGCUACGAAGGGCGUGAUUGUUUGACCAACACCGAUGAUUGCGCUACUUUCCCCUGCAAAAACGGCGGCACUUGCCUCGAUGGAAUCGGAGAGUACACAUGCCUUUGCGUCGAUGGAUUUGGGGGCAAACACUGCGAGUCGGACAUGGACGAAUGCGCUUCCAGUCCGUGCCGCAACGGCGCCACUUGUCGAGACUACGUCAACUCGUACACUUGUACGUGUCCGUUGGGUUUCUCCAGCACCAAUUGUCAAACCAAUGACGAAGAUUGUACGGCUAGUUCCUGUAUGAACAACGGUACCUGCGUCGACGGCAUCAAUACCUACACUUGUCUUUGUCCGCCCGGCUACACCGGUUCAAACUGCCAGUUCCGGAUCAACGAAUGCGACUCGAACCCUUGUCUCAACGGAGCCACUUGCAGCGAUCGCCUUGGAUCUUAUCUUUGCCACUGCCCAUAUGGAUUCACCGGAACGCGUUGCGAAAGCUUCGUCGAUUGGUGUUCCAUGGGCGGUAUUUCGCAUACGGGAUCUCAACUUCUUCCUGGACAACCCGGACAAGGCCCUUGCUUCAAUGGAGCUACUUGCAAACAAGUUAAUCAGACGUAUCAGUGCACCUGCGCACCGGGUUGGACUGGAAUCCUUUGCGACGUUGAGAUGGUCUCUUGUAAAGAUGCCGCUCUUCGUAAGGGAUCUGCCGUUUCCGAACUCUGUCGCCAUGGCGGAAAAUGCGAAGACAUUGGCAACAGUCAUCGAUGCGUCUGUGCUGAAGGUUAUACGGGCAGCUACUGUCAGCACGAAAUCAACGAAUGCGACUCGGCACCUUGCCAGAAUGGAGCUACAUGCAAAGAUCUCAUUGGCUCUCAUUCUUGUACUUGCCCACCCGGUUUCCAAGGCCCUAAUUGCGAGUAUAACAUCAACGACUGCUACUCGAAUCCAUGCCAGAAUGGCGGCGUCUGCCACGACUUGGUCAAUGCCUUUUCUUGCUCUUGUCCGCACGGAACUCUGGGCAUUCUUUGCGAAAUCAAUGUCAACGAAUGUUUCGAAGGAGCUUGCCACCACGGAGGCGCUUGUAUCGACAAGAUCGGCGCGUUCGAGUGCCAAUGCCCGCCUGGUUUCGUCGGACCACGCUGCGAAGGUGAUGUCAACGAAUGUCUUUCGGAUCCUUGCUCGGCUACUGGAACUCUCAACUGCGUCCAACUUGUCAACAACUAUCGCUGCCAUUGCAAACCGGGCUACAUGGGCCGUCAUUGCGAACUUAAGAUCAACUUUUGCGAGAGCUCACCGUGUAACAAUGGUGGUAUGUGCGUCAAUGGUGAGUUGGGACACACUUGCGUCUGCCCUGCUGGAUUCUCCGGCAAGAAUUGUGAUUCCAGCUCUGAAUGCGAUUCGACACCUUGUCAAAAUGGUGGAACAUGCCGACCUUACCAACAAGGAUUCCUCUGCACUUGUCCGCCAGGUGUAAGUGGCACACGUUGUGAAUUGGAUUCGUACGACGAAUGCCAGUCCAAUCCCUGCAAGAACAACGGUGUUUGUCGCAAUCGAAUGGGCAAAUUUGACUGCAACUGUCCAGCAAGUUGGAAUGGCCGCCAGUGUGAAUCGUACGAUCCGCGAUUCAUGGGUGGCAUCGGUCGUGAAACGACGCCGAACGGCAUUUCGGAAGAACGACUUCGAGAUAAAAUCAAAUGCGCUAGUCAAGGAUGCCAUGACAAAUCAGGAAAUGGUAUCUGCGACGAAGAUUGCAACACCCCUGGCUGUGAUUUCGAUGGAGGCGAUUGUUCGUUGGGCGUUAGCCCGUGGGUCAACUGCACCGCCUCCGUGCCGUGCUGGGAAUUGUUCAAGAACAAGGUGUGCGAUGAAGAAUGCAACAACCCGGAAUGCCUUUUCGACGGCCACGACUGCGAUAAACGCGGCGACGUGCAACCCUGUAACCCCAUUUACGACGCCUAUUGCCAAAAUCAUUACGCCAACGGGCGAUGCGACGACGGCUGCAACAAUGCCGAAUGCAAUUGGGAUGGACUCGAUUGUGAACAACAAGAGCCGUCCAUCUUAGCUGUUGGCUCCGUUUCAAUGGUACUCGAGAUGGAUCUUCCCACCUUUAGAAAUAUGAGCGUUGCCUUCGUCCGUUCCAUUGGUCGGCAGCUUCGCACCACGGUCCGCAUUAAACUCGAUCCUCAGGGCAACGAAAUGGUCUACCCUUGGAAUAUCGGUGACGAACCGUCGAAAGCUUUUUCAUUCGGCUCGUCACAUCUGUAUCCUCACGGAGCCCGUGGAGUCAUCGUCUUUGUCGAAAUCGAUAAUCGGAAAUGCACCCAAGUCCUCGGUGGCGAAUGUUUCUCCAGAGCCAGUCAAGUUGCUCAAUUUUUGGCUGCCUCAGCAUCGGACCAUUCCCUGGAUGCUGAUUUCCCUAUCCAUCGAGUCUUGGGACUUGAUGCCGGACCACCGGAAAUUCCCAUCGAUUCUACCUACGCAAAACUGACUUACGUCAUCGUUGGCGCUUUGUGUGUCUUGGUCGUGGCCCUUGUGGUCGGUGUCCUGGUCACGACGUCGCGUAAGCGCCAACGAGGUAUCACCUGGUUUCCCGAUGGAUUCCUGAGCAACAGCGUCAGCGUCCAGCGUAGAACGUCACGCCGUCGUGGACCCGACGGCCAAGAAAUGCGCAACCUCCACAAACAGCCAUCGACCAACCGACUGGACAUCGAUCCUUCCAUGGGAAUGGGUAUGGGAAUGCCUCCUGACAUGUCUGGCUACAUGGAUCAUGGCAACAUGGGCAUGGAUGGAUCCCGCUGGUCUGAUGACGAAGAUUCUAUGGACCGACCACCCAUGAAGCGCAUCCGUUCAUCCGAGGGUGGCUACUCUAGUGACCAGACGGCCAUGACUGAAUACGAUGAGAACGACCCACGCCCUUGGACCCAACAACAUUUGGACGCUGCCGAUGUUCGACCGGACAUGUCAGGUGUGGCUUUUACUCCACCCAACCAAUACGGAUCGCCUGAUAUCUCUGGUGUGGAAGUUGAUGUUCGCGGACCGUACGGAUUUACCCCGUUAAUGAUCGCUUCCUAUCGCGGCAACGGACUUGAUACUGGCGAAGAUGAUGAAGAAGACGGUUCGGCCGCCAUCAUUCAAGACCUAUUGAUGCAAGGAGCCAAACCCAACGCUACUAUGGACAAGACAGGCGAAACAUCACUUCAUUUGGCCGCUAGGUACGCCAGGGCUGAUGCUGCCAAGAGAUUAUUAGAAGCCGGAGCCGAUGCCAAUGCUCAGGAUAACACUGGCCGCACUCCACUUCACGCAGCUGUUGCUUCCGACGCUCAAGGAGUCUUCCAGAUAUUGCUUCGCAAUCGUGCUACUAAUUUGAAUUCGCGCAUGCAUGAUGGCACUACUCCACUCAUCUUGGCUGCUCGUCUAGCCAUCGAAGGAAUGGUUGAGGAUUUAAUCAACGCUGAUGUGGACAUCAACUCAGCUGAUGACCAAGGAAAGACCCCACUUCAUUGGGCCGCCGCUGUAAACAACAUUGAUGCCGUUAAUAUUUUACUCUCGCACGGGGCCAACAAAGACGCGCAAGACAAUAAGGACGAGACACCAUUAUUCCUGGCAGCUCGUGAAGGCUCCUUUGAGGCCGUUCGCGCCAUGCUUGAUCAUCACGCCAACAGAGACAUCCCGGAUCAUAUGGACAGGCUUCCUCGCGAUGUGGCUCAAGAGCGGCUUCAUCACGAUAUCGUCCGUCUCUUGGACGAGCACAUCCCUAGAAAUAACCAUCAUGUUAUGCCGAUGAACAGUUCUCAGGCAAGCAGUGUCAACAGAAACAAUGACGUUGCCGCUCAGAAUGAGCCGGCUCCGACUGGGACGACAGGUCGACCACCUAAACCCAAGAAGCGUCCAAAGUCCACCGUGGCCGCCGCCCGCGAAACGCAGCGCCAUCUGGGCAGCAGCAUUUCCAACUUGGACGACGCUCCAGUAGCAGCCACAGCAGCCACCAACACCAACACGGCCACCAAAAGGCGUACCAACACCAAUGGCCGCAAGAAAAAGAACGACAAUGCUGGCAGUACCAACACUGUUCAGAGCGUCGACAGCGUUUCAACAGUUUCGUUGACCCUAUCGCCGGCUAACUCCCACUCACUAGAAUCUCCACCAACUGUGGAAAUGGGCGCCACUCCGAGCCCUUACAGCGUUAUGACUUACGGUGGCAGUCACCCGCACAUGCCGUCGGGCAAUCCGCCGCAACCGCCACCUUACGACGAGUGCAUGAAAACGGCUGCGUCAAUGCAAGCCAUUCAUAUGUCGAACAUGGAUCCUUCUACCAACUACGGCUACGUUCACUACGACUACCGCAACCAUCUUCCGCAGCAGCAGCAGCAGCAACAGGCGCAACACGCACAGCAAUCAACCAUCCAUCAGAGGCAGACUUCGUUACCAGCAUCGACGGUGUCGUCGGGCAUGAACGCUAGCCUCCAGCAACAGGCCAUGUCCUACAAUGCCUUGGCCGUCAACACGGCGUACCAGUCGUCUCUCUCGCCGCCUCAGUUCGCUCUAUCGCCACCGGCCAGUAGCUACGCAGGUUCACCUCCUCAACAGAACCUGGUUCAGAAUGGCAUCACGUCGCCAUCUAAAGGAGGAAGCCGGCCUUCCUUGCCGACUUCGCCAACUCACAUUGCGGCUAUGAGGGCUGCUGCUCAACAACGGACAGGCUUCGAGUUCCCCGAGACGAUGAUGAGCUAUCGUAAUACCAACACGGGGAUGCCCCAAUACUACCAACAGCACUACCCUACGCCGCCCCAUUCGCACAUGGAUCCUUCGCCUUCUCAGCAUGUUUUGCAUCCUCCCGAAGCCUAUCUAACCCCGUCUCCGGAAUCUCCUGGACAAUGGAGCUCAGCUUCGCCUCAUUCGACCUCUGACUGGUCGGAAGGAAUGUCUAGCCCACCCAAUCCCAACAUGUCUUUUGUACCACCUUCACACGCUAAACACACAGAAGGCAUUUACAUUUAAGUGCCAUUUUUAAAGAUGUCAACGCCUUUUGUGUGUGUGCAAGUGAUCUCUUGGGUUCUAAACUUUUGAAAUAGCGAGUUUGCAUGUGUCUUUGUGUACAUAGGAUCUUUUUCUUUGAAAACCAAGUGUACCAAUUGAAAUUGACCUUUAAAUUAAUUACUGUUCCUGUUAAUCACCGACUUCCAGCUUUCAUCGUCUGUCCGUUUUCCGGUGGCGAAAAUCAGAGGAGAUAUACAUCGUAAUUGUCA